CCAGGUCAAUGACUUGUCGGUUUCAAAGUCCGUGGUUACGACUGUUUAGUUUCAAUGGCAAAGCUAAUUUGAGUUGUCAGGAUGUGAGUUUUUUUCCAUUUGCAAUCAAACAUCAGCUGAUAGGCAAAGAGCUCAAAGCCGUGCUUUACGUUUAAGAUAAUGGGAAAAAUAGCAGGCACUUAGUGUUGCCAUACCAGGGGUGUGGCGCUUCCCUCUUGUUAGUCCUGCUCUCUCCUUCUCUGUGUCUCUCAUGAUAAGCUCAAUGGGGUUGUCUAUUUUUAACCUCCUGUUCUUUUCUUUUGGCAGAGUCAUCAGUGCGAGCCGAGCCUUUCCCUGAAUGAAUCCAAGUAACCCCGGUGGUUGCCUUCUGCAAGGACCAGCAGAGCCCGCAUCUGUGCCGAGGCCGCCCGAGGUCCGAACUCGGGGCUGUCGGGGACCAUGGCCAGCCAGGGAAGUCCUGGCGCCGGGUUUUCCACGACGACCCUCAGUUCCGUAGCUGUGCAGGCUGGGGACUCCAAGAUCGUCAUCGCCGUCUUAAAGUGUGGCAAAUGGGUACGACUUCAGGUGGCUGACUCACAGCCCAAUCUUCUAGAAAUUGGUAGCAAUCAAGACGAAACCAAAAAACUCCUUCACGAUCAUGAGCUUCUUCUGGCCAAACUUAAGGCUUUGGAAGAUCGAGUCUGGGAACUCUUGCAGGAAGCAGACAAGACAGCUGAAGAGAACAAAGAUCAGAGUCAGGUCUACGACGCCAUGGCCCAGACCCUGGGCGAAGCGUGGGCAGGCCUGGUCUCCAUGCUUGAAAGAAGACGGGACCUCCUUAUGCUGACCUCGGAAUUUUUUGAAAAUGCCUUGGAGUUCGCUAUUAAAAUAGAUCAAGCUGAAGACUUCCUCCAGAAUACUCAUGAAUUUGAGAGUGCCGAGUCCUUAAAGUCACUUCUUCGGCUUCAUGAGCAUCACUCUAAAGAACUUCUAGAAAAAUCUCUAGCGCUUCUAAACAAAAGUCAACAACUCACGGACUUCAUAGAAAAAUUCAAAUGUGAUGGGCCUAAUAUGAAUCCUGAAUUAAUUCAAGGAGCUCAUAGCAGCUGUCUGAAGAUUGACAGCCUUCUUGAACUUCUACAAGACAGGAGAAGGCAACUAGACAAGUACCUGAAGCAGCAAUGGCAAGAAUUGGGUCAGGUCCUGCAGAUUUGCCAGUGGGACCAACAAGAAAACCAGGUUACUUGUUGGUUUCAGAAAACCAUAAGAGAUUUACAGGAACAAAGUCUAGGUUCAUCACUUUCAGACAAUGAGGAGCUAAUUCGCAAGCAUGAGGAACUGAUCAUAAAAGCAAAGGAAUGGACUUUGGCUGUGGAGAAGCUGGAGAGUGAGGCCCGGGGGAUCCUGCUGUCAAAAGACCAUGCGGAGAACGAACAUCUGCAGCUCUCUAAUCAGAAACUGAAUCGGCUUCAAGAGGAAUUGGGUCAGCUCAUGGUGGAAAGGAAAACCUGGUUACAGAAGGCCAAUGAAUUUUUCAGCAGUGCUAACAAGGCAUUUGAUGUACUUGGAAGAGUUGAAGCUUACCUUAAGCUCCUUAAAGCAGAGGGUUUAAGCCUGCCUGUCUUGGCAGCGAGGCAUGAGGAAUUACACCACGAAAUUAAAGCCUGCACAGCUGAUGCUUUGCAAAAAGGACAAACCUUAAUCAGCCAAGUAGACUCCUGCAGCUCUCGGGUGGCCGGCGUCCGUGAGAUGCUGGGAUGCAUUCGGAGGCGAGUGGAUCAUCUGACCGAACAAUGUUCUGCGCACAAGGAGCUUGCUCUUAAGAAACAACAAUUGGCAGCAUCAGUGGAGGGCUGCCUAAGGAAGGUAGAAAUGUCACUUCAGAAAAUGAGUCCAGUACUUUCCAAUGCAAUGGAUAUUGGUUCCAGCCUUUCUGAAUCUGAAAAGAUUUUGAAUAAAUAUCUGGAACUAAAUACCCAAAUAAAGGAGACAUCACAUGAAUUAGAAGCAGCUGUAAAAAUGAUGACAGAGAAAAAUGAAUUUGAACCCAACGAAGUAGCAUCACUUUCUUCUAAAGCUAAAUGCCUAGAGGGAGAAUUAAACUUACUUAGCAAAAGCAUUGGCUCCAGGUCUCAAGUCCUGCAAACUUACGUGACAUUUCUGAAGUCAUCAGAGGAGGUAGAGGUGCAUUUUCAGAGCCUAAAGGAGUUUUAUCAAAAUGAAAUCUCUCAGAAGGAAGAUGAGGACGUUAACACCAAGAACUGGUCUGAGAAGCAGUGGCAUCUAUUUUUAAAGAAGAGUUUUUUCACCCAAGACCUAGGGCUUGAGGUCCUGAAUUUAAUAAAUAUGGCAAAGGAGAAUGAGAUAUUCAAUGUGAAGCAUGAAGUGAACAUUAUAGAGAACACCAUGGAAAACCAGAAAGCAGCAAGGGAAGAACUUAGUCACUGUCGGAUGGCCUGGCAACGGAAAUCCACUGAAAGCAAGCCUUUGAAACAGCAGUGGGCAAUAUUUAAAGACAAGCUUAAAAGGACUGCACACAACUUAAAACUUCUCGAGGAAGUACUUAUGCCCGUGUCUGCACUUGACCUUGGAGGGAGCCUCCAGACCAUUCUAGAUCUACGUCAAAAAUGGAAUGAAAUGAAGCCUCAGUUCCAGCAACUGGAUGAUGAAGUUCAGUACAUCAUGAAUGAAUCAGAAGAACUGAGUGGCAAAGGGGCCCCCGUGAGAGAGAAGUCUCAGCAGCUGAAGGACCUUGUCCACCUCCACCAGAAACAGAGAGAGAGAAUCCAAGCUUACGAGGUCAUCCUGUACAAGACAGUCCAGUUCCACCGAGUCAAGGAAGAGCUGGGGCGUCUCAUCAGUUCAGGAGAGGACGAGUUGCCGGGGCAGCUGAAGGACUUGGAUGACGCACACGGUGUCCGGGUUCACCUUGGCCGCUCUCAGGAGAAGCAGGCCCACGUGGACAGUCUCCACAAGCUGGCGCUUUCCUUAGGAGUGGGCAUCAUCUCAGCAGUGCAGUGGCCUAACUGCUCCAAUGUCUCUGCGAAGAAGCUGCAGCAGCAGUUGGAGAGCCUGGGGGAGGACAGCAGGGUCUGGACCGCCCGAGCCGAGGAGCGGGCGCGGACCCUGUCCCGCAGCCUGGAGUACUGUAGCACAAGAGAUGAGAUCCACGAGCUCAAAGAUUCAUUCAAAGAUAUCAAAAAGAAAUUCAACAAUUUGAAGUUUAAUUAUACUAAAAAAAAUGAAAAAGCUCGAAAUCUGAAGACUCUUAAGUAUCAAAUUCAACAAGUUGAUACAUAUGCUGAAAAAAUGCAGGUUUUGAAAAGGAAAAUAGAGAAAGUUGGUAAUAGAAUUUCUGAUACAUUCUUGAAUUAUCCAAGUAACAAAGUUAGUGUCCUUUUGGAAGCCAUGAAGGAUUUGCAAAAACAUGUGGAUGACUUUGACAAAGUUGUUACAGAUUACAAAAGGAAUUUGGACCUGACCGAGCAUCUUCAGGAAAUAAUAGAAGAGUGUCACUUUUGGUAUGAAGACGCAAGUGCCACGAUUGUGAGAGUUGGAAAAUAUUCCGCAGAGUGCAAGACGAAGGAAGCCGUGGAAAUUCUCCACCAGCAGUUCCAGAAGUUCAUCACACCCUCGGUGCCGCAGCAAGAGCAGAGGCUCCGGGAAGUCACCGACCUGGCUCAGCGCUUGUAUGGCAUGGAAGAAGGGCAGAGAUAUGCUGAGAAAAUUGUGGCAAAACACAAAGAGCUUCUGGAGUCUGUUGGUGAAUUAUGUGGGUCUCUGACAGAGCUUGAAGAAAAACUGAAGGGAGAUGUGUUAAAGAUGAACCCACACUUGGAGGACUUCCAUGAGCAUUGCAUUGACCUAUUAAAGGAGCCAGCAAGAAAUAAGCAGACGAUAUUCAGUGAAGGAAGGAACAAGGAUCAGGUGCAGGUGGCAGACGUUUUGGUCACCGAUGGAUCAGAGGAAGAGCGGCUUCCACGGGAGCUGAAGCAGCUGGCCCCUGUCCAAGAGGGUGGCCUCCAAGACCUGCUCCUGCCUGAGGACGUGCUGUCAGGAGAGGAAUCUGAGUGUGUCUCCCCAGAUGACAUCUCUUUGCCCCCGCUCCCGAGGAGCCCCGAGUCCCCGCUGGCACCAUCUGACAUGGAGGUGGAAGACGCACAUAGCUCCUACUCCCCCGGCCUGCACACCAGCACCUGUAGGAUGCGGACCGGGGCCAGCAGUCCCGGGGAGGCCCAGGAAUCUGUUCUUCCUCCGCCUGCUGCUUUCGCUGAUGCAUGCAGUGAUAAGGGAAAAGCGUUUUCAAGUCGUUUGGAGAGGCCUUGCCCCCAGUUCGAAUGGGAGCCCCCAGUAACCUCAGGAGGAUUUCUGGAAAAGAGUCCUGCCUCAUGCAAAUUCAGUGCUAACCAUCCAGAGAGCAUGCUGAGGGCAGUGCAUGCCGGGGCCUCCCAGCAGCACCCUCCUGCUCCGGGGAGUUUGCUAGAGACGUGGGGGCAGAUGCAUGCUGAUAAUAACGCCACUAAACCCCGAGAGCGGCUGCAUGCUGUGCCUGACGCCGUCUCCAGCCUCAGCUCCCCAUCAAGCACCAGCCAGGGCUGUCAGAGGCAAGUGGUUCCCCGAGAAGAAAUUAGACGCACAUCAGCAAAGAACAGAGUGGUCAGCCUAGCUGGCCAGGCUCCGCACUUCUCCAGGCUCCUGUCUAAUGUAACUGUCGUGGAAGGUUCUCCAGUGACUUUGGAAGUGGAAGUGACAGGAUUUCCAGAGCCUACACUGACAUGGUACAAGGAGGGCCAGAAAUUGUCUGCAGAUGAGCACUUGCAGGUUGUACGCAAGGAGACAAGGCACUCAGUGUUCAUUCCAAAGGUAUGCAAGGGAGAUACAGGCCUGUAUGUGGCUUGGGCCCAAAACUCCAGUGGAACUCUCUCCUCGCAUGCUAUCCUCCACGUGACAGGUAACUGCAGGCCACCGAUCACAAGAAUUAACUGGGUAACGCUGGGUGUUAUCUAUCUUAGUGUAUCCCUGAUAUACUGGCUGCUCACUCAGUAACUCCGGUGUUAACGUGAACGGACGUCUUUCUUGCAACCUGAAGGGACAGCACGGUUCUUUUACACGAAACACCCCACAACAAGUGUACCUCUACUCUGGCCAUUUUGCUUGUUUGGCUAAUACCACUACUUGGAAAAAUAAUCAAAUUUUCUCUAGCAUUUAAUGUGUUUGAGGAGCCUUAUAGUGAGUAAGAAUAUUUUUUGUACUCUUAGGAAGACAUGUGUUCAAUAUAAUACAUCGCAAAGUUCUAUUUAUUGCCUCUAAAUAUUUUGAAUCUUUAAAAAUCUUAGUUAGCAUGUAAUACUUGCGCAUUGUCAUAGGUUACCAUGCAAUAUUUCAAUACAUGUGUAAAGUAUAAAGUGAUCCAAUCAGGCAGUUAGCAUUCCGUGUCUUUAUCUUGUGUUUGGAGCCUCCUAGGCCUCUCUUCCAGUUCUUUAAUCAGUAUAUGAUACAUUAUUGUGAACUACAGUCACCCACGGUGAUGUGGGACACCAGUUCUUAUUACUUCUAACUGUGUCAUGUUUUCCGUCAUCCAUCAGCACUCCCCCUACUCUUCCAAGCCUCCAGUAACCACUAAUCUGGGUUCAGAUGAGUUUUAUUAAGUCUCCACAUAGGGGAGAGAACAUGCGGUAUUUGUCUGUCUUUGUUUGGCUUAUAUCAUUGAACAUAAUGACUCCCAGUUCCACACACAUUUUGCUACAAAUGUCAGGAUUUCAUCCAUUCAUUCUUUUUUUAAAAAAAUAUUUAUUUUUUUGAAAAGCAGAGUUAUAGAGAGAAUAAGAGAGAGAAAGAGACAGGCAGACAGGAGAGAGGAGAUAGAGGGGAGAGAGAGAGCUUCCAUCUGCUGCCUCACUCCCCAAAUGGCCACAGAGUUGGGGCUGAGCUAGUCUAAAGCCAGAAACCUGGAACUCCAUCCAGGCCUCCCACAUAGGUGGCAGGGCUGCAACUACUUGGGCUGUCUUCUGCUGUCUUCUUAGGCACUUUGUCGGGGAGCUUGAUUGGAAGUGGAGUAGUAAGGACUCCAACCAGUUCCCAUACAGGCUGCCUGCAUGGCAGGUGAUGACUUAACCCACUGUACCACAAUGUGGGCCCUAGGUUUCCUUUUUUAUGACUGAAUUCCAGUGUGUACACAUGCCACAUGUUCUUUAUUCAUUCAUCCAUUGAUAGAUAGCUAGGUUGAUUCCAUAUCUUGACUUUUGCACAUUGUGCUACAGUGGACAGGGGAAUGCAGUUAUGUUUUUCAUAUGCUCAUUUAAUUUUCUUUGAGUGUAUUCUCAGAAGUGGGAUAGCUAGAUAAUGUGGUAAAUCUAUUUAUAGUUUUCUGGGGAACCUCCAUACCAUUCUUCAUAAUGAUUGUAUCAGUUUACAUUCCUACCGACCAUGUAUAAAGUUUCUUUUUCUCCACAUCUUCACUAGCCUUUGGUUUUUUUUUUUUGUCUUUUUGAUAAUAGCCAUUCUAACUGGAGUGAAAUGAUACAUAUGCAUUUCCCUGGUGGCUAGUGAUAUUGAGCUCUUCUGCAUGUAUUUGUUGGCUAUUGUGAAAUGUCUAUUUAGAUCCUUUGUCCAGUUAUUCACUGGAUUUUUUUGUCCUUGAGUUUUUUAAUUCCUUACAUAUUCUAGAUGUUAACCCUUUGUCAGAUGCAUAGUUUACAAAUAUUUUCUCUAUUCUGUCUUUUCACUCUGUUUAUUAUUUCCUUUGUUGGGCAGAAGCUUCUAAGUUUUCUACAAUCCAAUUUACCUAGUUUGGCUUUUGUCGCCUAUACUUUUGGUGGCCUUAUUAAAAAAUUGUUGCCUGUAAUAAUGUCUUAAAAUGUUUAUCCUGUUUUUUUCUUCUAGUAGUUCCUAGUUCUGAUUUUACAUUUAGGACUUUGAUCUAGUUUGAGCUGACUUCUCUGUAGGGUGAGCAAUAGGGAGGGUCUAGCUUCAGUCAUCUGCAAAUGGAUAUUCAGUUUUCCAGCACCAUGUAUUGAAGAAAGUACCCUUUUUUGAGUGUAUUUUUUGGUGCUUUUGUUGAGAAUGAGUUGAGUCUAGAAAUGGAUCAAUUUGGAUUCAUUUCUGGGAUCUCUGUUGUGUUCCAUUGGUCAUUGUGUCUGUAUUUAUACCAGCAGUAUAUUGUUUUCAUACAGUGACUGUACUGUGCCUUGAAAUCUGGUAUUGUGAUGCCUCCAUCUUUGUUCUUUUAGUUCACGAUUGCUUUGGCUACUCAGGGGCUUUUGUGCAUCCAUAUUAAGGUUUUUUUUAUUCCUGUGAAUAAGCUUAUUGGUAUUUUCAUGGGGAUUGCGUUUAAUCUCUAAGUCAUUUUGGAUAGCAUGAUUAUUUUAAUAAUAAUAAUCUCACAGCCCAUGAAUAUGAAAAAUCUUUGUGUGUGUGUGUGUGUGUGUGUUCUACAAUUUCUUUCAUUGGUAUUUUGCAAUUUUCAUCGUGGAGACCUUCCACAUCCUUAAUGAAAUUUAUUCUGAAGUAUUUUUUAGUGAUUGUGAAUGAGAUUGUUCUUAUAAUAUCUUUGUCAUUGAGUUCAUUAUUGGUGCACAAAAACUGAUUUUUGUGUGUUAAUAUUGUAUCCUGCAAUUCUGCUGAAUUUAUUUUUUAACUCUAACACUCUUUUGUGGAGUCUAUAUUUUUCUGUAUACAGAAUAAUGUCAUCUCCAAAGAGGUGGAAUUUGACUUCCUCCUUUCCUAUUUGUGUGCCUUUUAUUUCUUUCUUUUGCUUUAUUGCUCUGGGUAAAACUCAAGGACUGUAUUGAAUUAGAGAGAUGAAACAUGGAACAUCCUUGUCUGGUUCCAGAUUGUAGGGGAAAUAUUUUCAGCAUGUGUCCAUUCAAUAUGAUGUUGACUGUUUAUUUUGUCCUCGUGUAUUUAUGUAUUUACUUUUCCAUUUUAAUUUAUUUUUAACAGAUUCAAUAUGAUUUAUAGAUACAAGUCUAAUAAUAUAAUCAUAUUCUCCUCCUCCCUUCCUCCCUCCCUCUUACUCUCCUUCCUUCUACCCUUUUUGACAUAACAUAUUUUAAAUUUAUUCCCUCCUAAUUUACAAGUAUCCAGAUGAAGGCUCAUAUCACCAGAGAUGUGAGCUAAAUUCCAAAUCUAAUUGUUUGAUAAUAUAUUUUUAAUCAUACUCAUAAACAUGUCUUUGUAGGGAAUAACAGGAAUAUUGACUGAAGUUGUAAUUUCCAUGAUUGCAUGAGCUAUUCUUUGAUCUUUUGUUCAUGUACUGGUCUCAUUUACUGAAAUACAACUUAUGUAGUUUCUACAUAGACCACAUUCCUGAACCUGAGGAUGCCACUACAGUCAUUUCAUGUUGAUGUCAUGGGUUUGAAAUUGGAAAAUAGGCAUGCUGUCAACUUUAAUGCAUUUUCAUUCUUCCAUCAGCUCUGCAUGUCAUAUAGUGAGAUAGACCACAGGCUGGAGAAAUGGAAUGGACUGUUACUCCUGUCAUUCCAUCAAUGUGGUUCUGGUAGCCAUGAAUAUACAACUGCAAGCAGGUCUUCCUGAUUCUGGCCUUUUUUUUUCCCAAGAAAGACUGACUGAUACAUUAUUUCAUUCCCAAAUGCCAGGGCUGGGCCAGACCAAAGCUAGGAGCCCAGAAUUCCAUCCAGAUCUUCCAGGUGGGUGGCAGGGACUCAAGUACUCAAGCCAUCAUCUGCUGCUUCCCAUGAUGCAUUAGCAGGAAGCUGCAUUGGAAGCAGAGUAGGCAGGGCUCAAACCAGCACUUCUAAAUGGAAUGUGGGACUCCAAGUUGUAGCUUAACAUGCUGUACCACAACACCCACCCCUGCUUCUAACCUUGAUUUUGCUGCUGACUGCUUUUAUAAUCUGUGGCAAGGUAUCUCAUUACCUCAGUGUGGUAUGGAAAAUGGGUUCAUCAUCUACCUCUUGGGCAACUGAGAGUUUUCAUUUCAUGUCUUAUCAAGACCCAGAAAGAAGAAAACAUUCCCUGAAGGCUGAGGGUCAGUCUAUUGUUUGACAUCAUCUAUCAUUGCAUUGGUCUACUGCCCACUCUUUCUCUUCCAGAUGCUAUUUCUUUAGACUAUUAAAGAAGUGCUGUUAAGAUGUAAUUUCUAACUAUGCCCAUGGAAGAAAAUGAUGUUUUAUGAAUUGAAGCUUAGAUUCCCUUUCAAUUUCUUAAGGACUACAUCCUUUUCAAAGACAUGAAUUAAACUCAGGAGAAUGCACUUAAUAUGUUUUAGCAGGGGUGGGGAGGCAUGGAAGUAGGUAAUAAGAUAGUAUAAAAAGUUCUAUUUCUUUAAAAUAAUUAUCACUGUAAUAUUGAAAUGAAUUCUACACCUUUCUGAAAUACAUUAUUCAGAAAAGAAGAUCAUCCUUUUUGGUUACUGUGGAAAAUAAGCUUGAAUGAGAGACACAUUUAUUUUUUAGAUUUUAAAGAUAGUCUUGUCAUACAAGGGCAAAAUCUUUGUGAAAGAAUAAUUCAUUAAAGAUUUUUGAUGAGCAGAAGGAACUGAUUAUGUUGCUGGAAGGCUGUCUACAAAUAGUCAAAAUAUUUAAAUGUAAUAUAUUCAAGUUGGUAUUUAAAAGUUACUAAAUGUCUGAAGAUGUGAAAUUUGUAGUGAAGUAAAAAGUUGUCAUAUUCUGUCAUGUGCUGCAUAUUCAACUUAAUUAAAAAUUAAAAUUCUUAAUUUUCUUCCAGAUUUUGACAGAAACCUUUUAAAAGCUUAUAUGCAUGGUGUUUUAGGGAACUCCUAGUCUCUUAACUUUUCCAUCCCAUUCUUUUGACAAUUUCUAGUAUUUGUGUAUGGUAACCAGCUGCUGUUGCCCACAUUGAAGCUAAAGAGUAAAGCCUUUGCAUGUCUAAGGCAGGCAGGCAGGACAUGGUAAGGGAUUCUCUCUCUCCUCACUUUUGAAUUUCUUUUAUGUUCAUUUGGUGGGAUCUCCCUUCACAAUCUGUCAGCUUCAUUGAAUAAAUGUUGUAGGAUUGAUUUGACAUGAAAAUUGCUGGUUUGCUUUCCCUGUGGCAUGCUGGCUAACGUUAAUCCUUUGGGAAGUAAAGUAGGCUAUAUAUGCAUCCAUGGCAUAAGACAAAACACGGGGUAUGAAGUCACCUAAUAUACAAAUAUGUAUAAUAUGAAUAUAUACAGAGCUCAGACAUGGGUAAGAAGUACUAUUCUCAAAUUCAUUAUAUGGUUCAAAGAGUUUCUCUUUAUUUGUCUACUUCUUCUUCUGGGCUAUCAGUGGAUUGGAAAUUCUCACAGCAAUGAAGAAUAAUAAGAUAUUCAGUUCUUAUUUUGAUUGUAUUCUAAUGUCAGACAUGUAAGUGUGAUUUUUCAGAACUAGAACUCAAGCACGCUGAUGUGCGAUGAGGGGCAUCCCAGGUGGUUUCUUCUUUUUUUUUAUUUGUUUAUUUAUUUGAAAGGUGGAAUUAGACAGAAGUAGAGGCAGAGAGAGGGAGAG
Oryctolagus cuniculus (rabbit) is the source of this 10427-nucleotide messenger RNA. Lineage: Eukaryota; Metazoa; Chordata; Mammalia; Lagomorpha; Leporidae. The record is from RefSeq and is a predicted model, not a curated record.